Messenger RNA from Canariomyces notabilis, 2080 nucleotides. RefSeq lists its product as uncharacterized. Bases 257 to 2080 code for a protein of 607 amino acids. Gene Ontology annotation, molecular function: transcription corepressor activity. The transcript is spliced from 2 exons. Lineage: Eukaryota; Fungi; Ascomycota; Sordariomycetes; Sordariales; Chaetomiaceae. The record is from RefSeq and is a predicted model, not a curated record. Gene Ontology annotation, cellular component: NuA4 histone acetyltransferase complex; Swr1 complex. Gene Ontology annotation, biological process: negative regulation of transcription by RNA polymerase II; DNA repair; chromatin remodeling.
AAAAAGGUCGUUGAUACAGAGGCGAACGGAAUCCGACGCGAAUUCCACGUCGCCCAAACGAGUCCUAUACCUCUUCGUCAUUCGUGAAGUGGAGUAUAAGUUUCUCUCAGAUGUGUAUUAUAUCGCGAGACUCGGUUUCAAUCUAGGCUGGUCGCUGCCGAUUGAUUUUGAUUGAUUUUGCGCUGCGACCGCUGCAUCUCCACUUUGCGCCGCUCUCAGACCGUGACGCGACCGGGCGAGACAACCCCCACACACCAUGACUUCCAACGAUCUCCGCGACGUUUUAAACCUCCCUUCUGAACAUUCUCCAGCGCCUCGGCCAUCCAAAAAGCAAAAGACCAGCACCCCGCGACCCAAUCUCAAGGGACUUGCCCGUGAGGUUCAAAGUCUUGGCGGCGAUAACCCAAUCGCAAUUGUCCCGGAGGUUUCCUUUUUCAAGAAGCGCCGGUUUGCGAGUCGAAAGCCUGCUGCUCGGUGGGAGCUAAAGGCAUUUACGAACUCGGCGCGCGGGGAUAAUGGCGCCCUCGUGUUACGGCACUGGAAGCGGAAGACGGAGGACGGCCCGCCCGGCGGUCCCACGCCGGACGCCGAGCCCGGCGCCGGUGGGGACCGGCCGGGCGAGCAGACGAAGGAUGACCAGCCAGAGGAUUCGGCCUUCGCCAAGUUUAACGUGCAGGUUACGGUGCCACAAUACAAUCAAGACCAGUACGAAGCCAAUCUCCAGAGUAAGGACUGGACAAAAGAGGAGACAGAUUACUUGCUAGAGAUGGCGAAGGAAUACGAUCUGCGGUGGCCCAUCAUCUGGGACCGGUACGAGUUCACACCGAAACCGCCCCAGGAAGACGAGGCCAAUGGCACUAGUACGGCCGUCGUGCCCGUCUCUAAGCCGCGGACGAUGGAGGACCUCAAGGCCCGCUACUACGAAGUUGCGGCCAAGAUGAUGGCAGUGCAGAAGCCUGCGCAGUACAUGACCCGGCCAGAGUUUGAGCUCUACGAGAUGAUGCAAAACUUCAACCCCGAGCAGGAACGGAAACGGAAGGAGUUUGCCCUCAACACCAUGUCGCGUUCCAAGGACGAAGCGCGCGAGGAGGAAUCCCUCUUGCUCGAGAUCAAACGCAUACUUUCACGCACCGAGCGCUUCAACGAGGAGCGCCGUGAGCUGUACAACCGCCUCGACUACCCAGCCACCGACUCCGACAUCAACUCCUUUAAGAGCUCAGCCGGCCUGCAGGCCCUGCUCCAAAACCUCAUGAGCACGGACAAGUCCAAAAAACGAAAAAGCAUCAUGGGCACCGGCGAGGGCGUCAGCCCGGUACCGGGCAGCGCGGUCUCGGAGAACGGCCCGGGCGGCAACCGGCGCGAGAGCAUCGCGGCGCUGGCCUCGUCCCGAGAUGGCGGCGAGUCUGCCCGGGGGGGCCGCGCGCCGUCCACGCCCGCCGAAGCAACACCUACCUCCGCAGGGGGGGCAUCGGCGGCCGCGGCCGCAGCAGCCAACAAGAAGAAGGGCGGCAGUGCCCCGCAGCAGCCCGAACGCCGCAAGCUCUCGGCGCAGGAGGAGCAAGUGUACGGCGUGUCGCACCACGACCGGCUCGGCAGCGGGCCCACGUUCCGCUACGAAAAGAUCAACAAGCUCUACAGCCACAAGUCGGGCCAGCAGCAGAUGCGCAUCACAAACGCCCUCGCCGAGCUCGACGUGCCCCCCCGGCUGGUCAUGCCCACCGCCGCCGUCACGGCCCAGUUCGAGGUGCUCUGGGGCGCCGUCACGGCUCUCGUCGAUCUCCGCAAGGUCAGCGACAAGCUGGACGCCGAGAUCAAGAUUGAGGAGGCCAAGAAGGCCGAGAGGGAUCGCGCCAGGGGCGUAGGGGCUGGCGUUGGUACGGGCCAGGCAGGGACGGGAGGAGCAAGCGCCGGGGAUGCCGCUCCUGCAGAUACUAAUAAUAAAGCCAUCAAGGAGGAGGAGUCUGGCCCCGCGGGCGGCAGCACGGCCAGGCCUGCGAGUAGCGGCGGCGGGCCGCAUAAGCGGAGUGCCAGCGUGCUCAGCGCGGCGAGCGAUAAGAGUGCCAAGCGGCAAAAGAAGUAG